AUGUUUACCAAGCUGCUCAAACCUGUGUUUAAAGUCCUUAGAGAAAAAGGCCUCUUCUCAUCUGCAUACAUAGAUGAUCUUUAUCUGCAAGGAGAUACCUUUCAUGAGUGUCUUGAAAAUGCCUUGAAUACAGUGCAACUGCUUAGAGAUCUUGGAUUUGUAGUCCAAGAGGAAAAGUCUUGUCUGCAUCCCUCUCAACAACUCGAGUAUUUGGGCUUUGUCCUGAACUCAGUGUCAAUGACGGUACGACCCUCUCAUGCUAGAGUUGAAAAGGUGGUCCAAGCAUGUGAAAAGCUUCUCAGUAACUCCCAUCCCACCAUACGUCAUCUAGCAGAGGUUAUUGGGCUUAUGGUCUCCAGCUUCCCCGCCAGGGAACAUGGCCCAUUACACUACCGUAGCCUUGACAUUGAGAAAAUUGAGGGUUUGAGACAAACUAAAGGCAAUUUCUCUAGUGAAAUAUCUCUAUCUGUUAAUUCAAGAGAGGAACUGCAGUGGUGGAUUGCAAACCAACUUUUUUCCUGUAAAGCAAUCUCACAUGGUGAAGCUGAUAUAGUAAUCCAAACUGAUGCCUCUUCUCGAGGUUGGGGAGGGGUGCAUGGCGACCAGAGAGCAGGGGGUAGAUGGACCCCCACAGAAGCACUAAAUCACAUCAAUUACCUUGAAAUGCUCGCUAUAUUUUUAUCCCACAAAGCUUUGUGUGGUGCACACAAAAAUGAACACAUCCAGGUACAAUGUGACAACACUACUGCAGUGUCCUACAUAAAUAACAUUGGUGGAAGUAAACCCAUUCCAUGUAAUGAGGUAACUAAACAAAUCUGGGCCCUGUGUAUUGCUAAUAAUAACUGGCUCAGUACUACAUAUUUACCCGGAUGUAAAAAUGUAGAAGCUGAUGCAGAAUCUAGGUAUUUAAUGACCGCACAGAGUGGAUGUUAG
Pocillopora damicornis (cauliflower coral) is the source of this 933-nucleotide messenger RNA. RefSeq lists its product as uncharacterized. Lineage: Eukaryota; Metazoa; Cnidaria; Anthozoa; Scleractinia; Pocilloporidae. The record is from RefSeq and is a predicted model, not a curated record.